CAGGUGUAAAAUGUAAAUAAAUCUAUUUAUACUGAACACAAUCCUGCAUUCAAUGGUCAUUAAUCGUCCUCAUGUCCAGAGGUAAAGACAUGAUGGGGCAUUGGCCCUUGUUGAUGGCAAUUGCUUGUCUGACUUUUUGCAACUUUUUGGUUUCUGGUUCUCCCCUAGAAACUAAGCUAGAGUACAAAUAUGUGUUUGAAACUGCUGGGUUUCAAAACGUAUUGGAUACUGCUUCUGUGGACGGAAGUGAAGUAUGGGGGUUUACAGAAACCUCAGGAGACAUGCUUUACGACUGCACUGCAAACAUUGACUACUCUUUAACUGCAAGCGAUGGAACAGUUGAAAGCGAAGCUGUGAGUUUGGUUUGUAAUGGAUACUCUCUAGCAGGCUGUUCCAGUGGACUACAAACUCCACUAAUUUCAGGGGUUUUAUCAAGAGGCCAUUCAUUUUUUGCGGAGGACAAUGGAAAACUUUACUCCUGUUAUGCAACUAUGGAUUUCACAGUUGAUCCUGUGUCAGCUACUGGUAUCUCAAUCAGCUGUAAUGGACCGUAUAUCAAUAGUGGCAUGUGUCCUUCAUCAUCGUCAAGUUCAAGCUCAUAUAGUACUUCAAGCUCGUCCUUUAGUAGCUCAAGCUGGACAAGCUCUUCAAGUUUCUCAAGCUCUUCAAGUUUCUCCAGCUCUUCAAGUUUCUUCAGCUCUUCAAGUACAUCAAGCUCAUCAAGCUCUUCAAGUUAUUCAAGCUUAUCAAGCUUAUUACGCUCAUCAAGCUUAUUAAGCUCAUCAAGCUCGUCUAGUUCUUCCAGCUCUUCUUCAAAGAUUGAUUGCCUUUGCCAAAAAAGCUCAAGCUCAAUUUCAUCAAGCUCUUGUUCCUCCAGCUCAUCCAGCUCAUGCUCUCUCUCUCCGAUAGUCAGUUCAUGUUCAAGCAUUUCGCAUUCAAGUUCGCCAUUUUCUAGUAGUUCCUCCAGCUCUCCAAGCUCUUCAAGUUCGUCAAGCUCUUCAAGCUCUUCAAGCUCUUUAAGUUCUCCAAGCUCUUCAAGCUCUUCAAUCUCUUCAAGUUCUCCAAGCUCUUCAAGCUCCUCAAGCUCUUCAAGCUCUUCAAGCUCUUCUAGAUCUUCCAGCUCUUCAAGCUCUUCAAGCUCUUCAAGCUCUUCAAGUUCUUCCAGCUCUCCAAGCUCUUCCAGCUCUUCAAGCUCUUCAAGCUCCCUAAGUUCUUCAAGCUCUUCAAGUUCUUUCAGCUCUUCAAGCUCUUCAAGCUCUUCAAGCUCUUCAAGUUCUUCAAGCACUUCCAGCUCUUCCAGUUCUCCAAGUUCUUCAAGCUCAUCAAGUUCUUCCAGCUCUUCAAGUUCUUCCAGCUCUUCAAGCUCUUCCAGCUCUUCAAGCUCAUUAAGCUCUUCAAUUUCAUCAAGUUCUUCUAGUUCUUCAAGCUCUUCAAGUUCAUCAAGUUCCUCAAGUUCAUCAAGCUCUUCAAGUUCAUCAAGCUCUUCAAGUUCUCCAAGCUCUUCAAGCUCUUCAAGCUCUUCAAGUUCUUCAAUCUCUUCAAGCUCUUCUAGCUCUUCAAGCUCUUCAAGCUCUUCAAGCUCUUCAAGCUCUCCAAGCUCUUCAAGUUCUCCAAGCUCUUCAAGCUCUUCAAUCUCUUCAAGUUCUCCAAGCUCUUCAAGCUCUUCAAGUUCUUCCAGCUCUCCAAGCUCUUCCAGCUCUUCUAGCUCUUCAAGCUCUCCAAGUUCUUCAAGCUCAUCAAGUUCUUUCAGCUCUUCAAGCUCUUCAAGCUCUUCCAGCUCUUCAAGCUCUUCAAGCUCUUCCAGCUCUUCAAGCUCUUCAAGCUCUUCAAGCUCUUCAAGCUCUUCAAGCUCUUCAAGCUCUUCAAGCUCUUCAAGUUCUUCCAGCUCUCCAAGCUCUUCCAGCUCUUCAAGCUCUUCAAGCUCUCCAAGUUCUUCAAGCUCUUCAAGCUUUUCAAGCUCUCCAAGCUCUUCCAGCUCUUCAAGCUCUUCAAGCUCACCAAGUUCUUCAAGCUCAUCAAGUUCUUUCAGCUCUUCAAGCUCUUCCAGCUCUUUAAGCUCUCCAAGUUCUUCUAGCUCAUCAAGUUCUUCCAGGUCUUCAAGUUCUUCCAGCUCUUCAAGCUCCUCCAGCUCUUCAAGCUCAUUAAGCUCUUCAAUUUCAUCAAGUUCUUCUAGUUCUUCAAGCUCUUCAAGUUCAUCAAGUUCUUCAAGUUCAUCAAGCUCUUCAAGUUCUCCAAGCUGUUCAAGCUGUUCAAGCUCUUCAAGCUCUUCAAGCUCUUCAAGCUCUUCAAGUUCUUCAAGCUCUUCAAGCUCUUCUAGCUCGUCAAGUUCAUCAAGUUCAUCAAGCUCUUCAAGUUCAUCAAGUUCUUCUAGUUCAUCAAGCUCUUCAAGUUCUUCAAGUUCAUCGAGUUCAUCAAGUUCAUCAAGUUCUUCAAGUUCUUCAAGUUCAUCAAGCUCCUCCAGCUCUCCAACAACAACAACUACUACAACAACAACAACAACUACAACACCUUGCGACGGUUGCAACUGUCCCAUGGAUAUUGAAAUGGAUCCUAAUGGAGAUUCUUACAUUAAAGUUAUCGAGUCUCCCAGAUAUCCAGACAAAUACCCACACAAUACUGACUGCCAAUGGAAUAUCAAGGCGUUGAAUGGAGGACGUGUAAAUCUAGUUUUUGACAGCUUUAACAUCCAGUGGUCUUCUAAUUGUAUGACCAAUGAUUACGUAUUGGUCGGUAAACUUGCUAAAUACACAAAGGUAUUCCUGUGUGGAGCACGAGUACCCUCUGGGUUUAAUCUCAUGUCUAAGAAUGAUGAAAUGGUUCUCAAGUUUCAUUCUGAUGAUUCAGUAACUAAGAGUGGUUUCAGAGCUAUUCUAACAGCCUCUUAAGUGAAAGAAUGAAGACAACCCAGAUUAAGAAAGAAGAGAAAAUACAAUUAACCAGUUACUGAUCCAAGUUUAUUUGUUACAAACAAUAAUGUUUAGAUUUAAGAAUAUUAUAUAAUGUGUAAAAUGAUAUUAUUAAUGUGGUUAAGGGAUUUAUACAUUCUGACUCUGUAGUUAUAUUUAAUCUUAUUUAAAACUGUUCAAAUAUAUAUCCAAGCAAUAAUUA
Eurytemora carolleeae is the source of this 3108-nucleotide messenger RNA. RefSeq lists its product as uncharacterized. The coding region runs from base 72 to 2885 and encodes 937 amino acids. The record is from RefSeq and is a predicted model, not a curated record. The transcript is spliced from 10 exons. Lineage: Eukaryota; Metazoa; Arthropoda; Copepoda; Calanoida; Temoridae.